AUGUCCCGAAUUUGGAUUGUACUCUUCCUUGGAGUGGUCUUGGCCCUUUGGCAAGAGACAGAGGCGAGAGGAGGUGGCGGUGGAGGAGGAGGACACGGUGGUGGCGGCCAUGCUGGAGGUUUUGGCGGCGGAGGUCGCGGAGGAGGAUUUGGCGGCAGAGGAGGUGGCUUUGGCGGCAGAGGAGGUGGCUUUGGCGGCAGAGGAGGAGGUUUUGGCAGAGGUCCUGGCUUUGGAGGCGGUCCCCGAGGAGGAGGUUUCCGAGGAGGACCACCACCCGGUGGCUUCAGAGGUCCACGUCCUUACGGGGGAUAUCGCUACGGUGGAUACGGUGGAGGAUUCGUUGGAGGCUAUGCCGGCUACGCUGGAGUGUAUCCUGUGCCAGUGCCCUAUCCCUACCCGGCGGGCUACAACCGCUGCUAUAGCUACUACUACAGUGCAUACUACCCCUGCUGA
Messenger RNA from Drosophila ananassae, 453 nucleotides. Its product is annotated as ctenidin-1-like. The transcript has a single exon. The coding region runs from base 1 to 453 and encodes 150 amino acids. NCBI's taxonomy places the organism in Eukaryota, Metazoa, Arthropoda, Insecta, Diptera, Drosophilidae. The record is from RefSeq and is a predicted model, not a curated record.